Molecule: messenger RNA, 8249 nt
Organism: Myripristis murdjan (pinecone soldierfish)
Lineage: Eukaryota; Metazoa; Chordata; Actinopteri; Holocentriformes; Holocentridae
Product: semaphorin-3F-like
Exons: 18
Coding region: 346-2583 (745 amino acids)
Biological process (GO): semaphorin-plexin signaling pathway; neural crest cell migration; axon guidance
Cellular component (GO): plasma membrane
Molecular function (GO): semaphorin receptor binding; chemorepellent activity
Source: RefSeq, a predicted model, not a curated record
UGUGGUUCUUGUCUCUGGCAGUGAGGUGGUUAAACUGGGAUGUCUCGUUGUAACAUGGCUGGUUAGACUGGGACACACCGCCACACUCAGUCAGUCAGUCAGUGUCGAUGGAAACACCUGCCGGUAAACUCAGAGCAGUGUCGGGGUUUACCAGCGGCCGGGUUCGCGGAGUGUUUUAAAUGGGAAUAUAACCGCGGUUUCCGAUGUGAGGUCUUCCCGAAGCUCCACUGUCGGAUUGUAAAGAGAAAACUUAUGAGGUGGAGGAGGCGACGGAACAGCAGCCAGACCUGAAGUCACCUGCAGCAGCGUUUCCAGAAGUCAAAGGUUAACUCUGCUGCCGUUGCCAUGCAAACCAGCCAAGCCGUCCUCCUGCUCCUCCUGGGCUGCUGUGUCUACCGUUGCCGUGGUGACUCCCGUGCAGCUCCCAGGGUGUAUCUGUCUUACAAAGAGUUGAUCGAGACGAAGACGGCGAGGCCAUUCUCCUUCUCGUUCAACACCAGUGACUAUCGGAUCCUCCACAUGGACCAAGACCAGGGGCGCCUCUACCUGGGCAGCCGAGAGUACCUGGUGGCUUUGGACAUGCACAACAUCAACAAAGAGCCACUCAUAAUCCAUUGGCCAGCUACUGCCCAGAGGAAAGGAGAGUGCCAAAUGACUGGAAAGGGAGGGCAGGGAGAGUGUGCCAACUUUGUGCGUCUGAUUGAACCCUGGAACAGGACUCACCUGUAUACCUGUGGCACCGGAGCCUACAAACCCAUCUGCACCUUCAUCAAUAGAGGAUGGAGAGCUGAGGAGUAUCUGUUCAGGCUGGUGCCAGGUUAUGUGGAUUCUGGGAAAGGCAAAUGCUCCUAUGAUCCUCGACAAGCAAAUGCUGCAGCUCUGAUCAAUGGGAACCUGUAUGCAGGUGUCCAUGUUGACUUCAUGGGAACAGAUGCUGCUAUCUUCAGGACGCUGGGGGACAGACCAGCAGUUCGGACAGAACAGUAUGACUCCCGCUGGCUCAACGACCCAGUGUUUGUAAAGAUCCAGAAAAUUCCAGACAGUUCGCAGAAGAACGAUGACAAGCUGUAUUUCUUUUUCCGAGAAAAGAGCUUGGAUGCAGCAGGAGGAAGCACUCCCAUCGUGGUAUCCAGAGUGGGCCGAGUCUGCCUGAAUGACGAUGGCGGACAAAGGUCAUUAGUCAACAAAUGGACAACCUUCUUGAAAGCCCGCUUGGUGUGCUCUGUGAUUGGGAGUGAUGGAGUAGAAACGCAUUUUGAUGAACUGAGGGAUGUUUUCAUUCAGCCAACACAAGAUGAACGCAAUCCAGUUGUGUAUGCGGUUUUCUCCACGGCUGGGUCUGUGUUCAAAGGCUCAGCUGUAUGUGUGUACUCAAUGUCUGACAUUCGAAAUGUCUUUAAUGGUCCAUUCUCACACAAGCAUGGACAUAACUACCAGUGGACGCCCUACACUGGCAGAAUCCCAUACCCUCGUCCAGGAACUUGUCCGGGAGGAACAUUCACCCCUGGCCUCCACUCCACCAAGGAGUUCUCAGAUGAAGCGGUGAACUUUGUAAGGGCACACCCGCUAAUGUACCACCCUGUUUACCCCACACACAAACGCCCCUUGGUGCUGUCCACUGGGCUGGACUAUCGCUUCACUUCCAUUGUGGUGGACCAGGUGGAUGCUGUGGAUGGGAGAUACGAGGUGCUCUUCCUGGGAACAGAUCGUGGAACAGUCCAAAAGGUCAUAGUACUUCCUAAAGACACCAGCAGCACAGAGCAGCUCAUCUUGGAGGAGGUGGAAGUGUUCAGGACGCCGGUUCCUAUAAAAACCAUGAAGAUAUCAUCUAAAAGGCAACAGCUGUAUGUAUCCUCAGACAGAGGCCUCACCCAGGUCUCCCUGCACAGAUGUGCAGUCUAUGGUAAAGCCUGCUCAGACUGCUGUCUGGCCAGAGACCCUUACUGUGCCUGGGACGGAGAGAACUGCGCCCCCUUCACCCCCUCCACAAAGAGGCGGAGCAGAAGACAGGACAUUAAGCAUGGAGACCCACUGCGUCAGUGUCGCGGUUUCAAUGCUAAAGAGAAGCGUCUCGGCCAGACAGCCCAGUUUGGCGUGGAGGGCAGCAGUGUUUUUCUGGAGUGCCAGCCCAGAUCUCCACAAGCAACCAUCAAGUGGCUGUUUCACAAAGAUGGCAGGAGGAAAGUGCUGAACCGGGACCAGGAGGUGCUGAAGACACGCCAUGGGAUCCUGCUGAAGUGGCUGAGCCAGGCGGACGCGGGGCUUUACCUCUGUCUGGCCACAGAAAACAACUACAAACACACUGUGGCACGGGUGGCCCUCCGCAUCCUCGACAGGGAGAUCGUGGAGGCCCUGACUUCCCAUGAAGCACCACCCGAUGAGGUGAAUCAGAGCCACACCCAGAGCCAGCAGCGGCAGCAGCCUCCUCCUCCUCCACCUCCGCCACAUGUGCUCCCUCCUCACUUGCAGCCGGAGAUUCGCCUCAUUAACCAGUACUGUCAGUCCUAUUGGCAGCAACUCAAUCCCAACCUGCCAACCAAACGCACCAGCCGCCGUCAUGCUGAGGGCCGGGCUGACCACUAGACACCUCCUAAUUAUUGUCAUCCUGAAUAUCACACACUUUAACACUAUAGUUUGGUCCAAACCUUAAAGUAAAAAUCCAACCUCAGAUCCUCUUCCACUGUUAGACAUCAAUUUGUGAUGUUCACAUUAUUCUAGGGCUUAUUUUGCAUUGAUUUCCCCCAACCUGCCUCAUCUACUUUAGAGAUCAUCAAGCUGUCAAACAGGAUAUUAUAUUUGAUGUACUUGCAACAUUCAUGCUCAGGCUGCAUUGCAUUCUGGUCUAGUUAGGCUUCUGUCGGUGGAUCUCUGCCUUUGCUAUGAUGGAUUUCUGCUUCUGUUAUUGUUGAUCAUUGCAGAUUGUCUGUGUUUGGCAAAUUAUACAACAAAAUGGACAGAGGAAUUUAAGAUUCAUCACCAAAUGCUGUUGAAGUGGUCUGUGGUGGAUUUUUCCUUUAAAAUGUGGCUUGUUUACCUAGCUUAUGUUCAGAAAAUUAUAAACAAGGUAAUGUCUGCAAAUAAUUAUGAUUCCUGAAAAUUUGACAUCAACAUUUGAUGUAUAGAAUUGGCAGAGCGUAGAUGUGUAACCUGUAGUAAAAUGUUGUCCAGGACAACAGAGAGAGGGUCGAAAUACAAUAACUUCACUCUUUUUGUAUGUUGAAUUCCACUGGUUACUUUAUUUUCCUCUCUCUCACUCACAUGAGACGCAGUGGAUCACAGGAGUGAUAAAUGUAUACAGUAAAGAGGCACAACUUUUAGCUUUUAUUGCAUUGCCCUGAAUGGUGGCAGUUUUUAAAGGACCAGUUGGUAUGUUAUACUCUCCCAUUUUCUCUGAUUUUAUUUAAAAGUUAAAAAUCAUCUACACACUACUCAAUGCAGGAAAUAUCAUCAAGUGAUCUAUCAUUGAAAUUCGUUUUGGGUGAACUAAUGCAUUUGUGUUAAAGGAUUUCAAAUAGAUCACUACAACAUCUGUAAUAUAACGACACUAAAAGCAUCUCACAAGUGAACCUUUCCUUAGAGAUGAAAACAGGAAAUUAUUGUAUAUAACUGUUCAAUAAUAUAAUUUAAACAAUUCAUGAAACUUUGGCUGUUUGCAUUUACACCCAGUAAGUAUUCUAUUUGAGCAUGUGUAAUAUUUGUGAAUAGUUACCAGAGAUCAUUUUUGUGCUUUCUUUCCUAAUCAUUCAUAAUAUAUUGUAAUUUUUAGAUCAACAGUCUUGUAACAGACAAAUUUAGGACCAAACACUAUUCCAAUCGUCUGCCGAGAUAUUAGGGGUUUGUAAAGCAGCAUGCAAAUAUAAAAGCUUUUAAGUAAUAAGAGGUGAAUUGAACUGUUGGCAAAUAGUUUGUUUCCUGUUAUGUCACACUGAAAUUACAGAUCUUUUCUUGACAGCAGUUGGAUAUUACAGUACGUUGGGGGUAGGCUGCAUUCUUUAUUACAUUUGAAUGAGAUUAUCUGUAUUGAAUUGAGAGCAUUCAUUUCUCCAUUUUGAACCAUGAUAGCAGCUGAAACACGGUUAAGAUCAACAAGAGUCAGAGUUCUCUUUGGUGGUCAAAGAGGUGAUCCCAACCCUAAUGGCAGUGAGGUAUAUGGUGCUGUGUGGGGUUAGACCAGUGUGUUUUUUUAAAGGCUGAUGCCUACAUGUAUCUGGACUGAAUUCAUUAUUGCCCCCCAUUUUGAUUUUUCUCAGGGUGUCUAAGCUUCUCAAUCAGCACUUUGACCCCAAUGGGACACUAAAACAUUUGAGACCUACAUUAGCGAUACAAUGAGAUACAUUACUGCCUUUAAAUCAAGAAUUGGCUUCUAAAGUCUUUAUCAAACAAUGCAUUAAUAAUUUGUGCAAGAAAAAAAAAUGUCAUUGCAGGUUUUACUGACUUUUUCUGCAGUUGUGGACAGGGAAGAGCCUCUGAUAUCAGAAGGACACUGAUUUACUGAUAUCUGAUAUCUGAGAUAGAGAUAGUAAUGUGCAUCAUCCAGGACAUGGCACUAUAAAGCGCUAGAGAAAGAAAAAAAUAUGAGUCUCACAAUGCUUCCCAGCCUUCCCAGUCUGAGAAGCUGCAGGACCAGCCUCUCAAAGGGCCAUGAUGUGGGAAGCCAGUGCUACUAUGUGUCCUACCAGAGUCAGACAGCACUACAGCUUUAAAGUUCUGACGUCCAACCAAGAAGUGCUACCUUCCGCCGUGAUGGCUGGACUGGGCAGGCUAAAGCAUGAUGCAAACAGCCAUGUUGUUGGCUGUUCACCAUGCUAUAUGGGAGAGGGUGAAAUGGGAGGGUGGAGGUGAGUGGUGACCCAUUAAGCUGGUCGGCUGAAUGAGGGGAGCAGGGGAAGCUGUCGCAGGGACUCUUUGUCAAACUUGUUGGAAAACAGGAUUAUCUCCACCGCCCAUCCUCCCCACCACUGACUGGCCUGGUCUGUUCACAGCCAUUGAUUCUUUUUGUCCAACUCCACGCCUCCUUCACACUGUUUUUCUGCAGAUUGCUCUCAGUUCCUUCCAUACUAGAUUCAACUCUUUGCCCCCCCCCUAUGGAGAAACUUUUUCCUCUUCUCUGAAAGCUCUCCUCUUCAUGUUGAUGAGACACCAAGGAAUCUGAGCUUUAUUACUGGGAAAACAGCACACUGUUUUUGUAAGAACAUAAAAGAAUCACCAGAAUGUAGGACAUUAGAUCUCUGAAUCUUUUUGGGGUGAGGGCCUCCAGAGCCCCCUGCAUUUGUUUAAACACCUCCCUGUUACUAGACUCCUCAUUUCUUCUUACUGCCUUUUCUCUCUGUCUUCUUAUGUCAAUUUAGAAGCAUCUCUUGGCGCCUUGGUUUAGUUACUUGUAACUUUAUUUCUCAAAAACAAGUAGCAAUAAUAAAUAUACUGACUUUUUCUGACCAUGGGGAAAAAUGUUUCUGUGUUUCAGGAAGUAAUAAGUUAAAGGCAACUGGACUUGGUCGUGAAGAUGCUUUGCCUCUCAUCCAAGAAGCUUCAUCAGCUCUAAUGACCAGUGGGGAGUCCCAGGCAUGUAAACCUUUGAGCACUGUUCACCUUCUUGUGACAUCAAGGUAUGAAUAAACCUCAAAGGUUUAAAUGCCUGGGACACCCCACCAAUCAUUAGGUCUUGGAUGAGUGGCAAAACAUCUUCAAAGCAAACAAGUUAAGUUUGACUUACUACUUCUUGACAUACUUUGACCUGGAUGACUGAGAAUCUUCACAGACAAUGUCGAUGUGUCAACUCCCAAAACAUUUGGUGACAAAUUGUUACAGCCAAUCCUAAUUUGUGUUACUAACUCAUCUAAUCCAAAGAGGUCUGCUGACCAUGGUCCUUUCCGUACAUAGCAUUGCCCUGCCUGUCACUAUGAAUGGGAUCUGGAGCAAAUAUAUUACUCUGUAAAUUAGCAUAUAGUAUCAAAUGGUGACAUGUAGUAACUUUUUUCCAGUCAAUACUGUAGCUGCUUUCGAUAGAAAAGAAUAAGCAACGCUGUUGGACAGCCUCUAGUGUGGUUGUGGAGUUUGGUGUGAUUGCCUGGCUGCAUUGCCAGUGUUCCCAGUGAUUUCUGACUGAUGGCAGACAACUUGCUAAUUUUCCCAUGUUCCCCUUCACCAGAGAUAGUUUAUGUAAGCACAAACUGGGUACUUGGAAAAUGCCAACAUAGUACAAAACCUAAAGUGCAUAUUCUGCAUAUUGGUGCCAUCUUUUAGCCCAGUAGGACAGUAUCAUGUACAUAUAUGAUUCUGACCCUAGUGCUUUACUUAUUGAUGUGUCUGGUAGUGGUGAGGCAUCAGAUGUGAACAUUUCUAGCAAUGUGUAUUCAUAUUCCAUUUAAAAAGAAAAAAAAAAAAAAACUAGGCGUGUACAUGGUGUGAAUGCUGCCCAGGGGUGGAAUAAGAAGAAACUUCUUGGGUAUUUCAGAAUCUUUUGUCUCUUUUGAGGUCAUGUUUUUGAUGGCAGAUGGCAGAUUGUUGUGGCUGUACUUCUCAGCUACUCAACACUACUGUCUCUCUCACCAACCCCAUCAUUUACUUUGGAACUGUACAUAUUUCUGUCGUUUUAUCACUGAUGGUGGGGAUGUCAGGGCUGGGCUGUCAAAGGGAAAGAUUAUGACCUGAUCACCAGCCUCCAUGGAAACAUGCCUGUGGAAUAAGCUAGACCUUUUUGAAACAUUAUCCAAUGUCGGAGAAGCAUGAUGAAAAAUGAAAAUGACACGAGGGAAUGUGCAAAAUGACUCAGGCUGUAUACAUUUCUUCUUUCUCAUGAUGUUUUGGAGACAAGUAAUUCAUUAAUACUGUGUUCACACUGUCAUUGUCAGCUGUAGUUUAAUGGAGAGUGGGAGUCAUUCAUUUCAGUGGAGGAUGUUUUGAUGGACAUUAAUGGAUUUGCUCCCUAAUGGUUAUCCAGUGGAUGUUUUCUCUCCAAGUUGACAGAAAACAUUUUUAGUUUUCAUAAUGCAAAAUUUGCUGUUACCACACUGGUUCAUAAUGACAAGUCCUUUGCUUUUUUCAGUUCAAAAAGCAGGUAUACAAUUCAACUUUUGUGAAUUCUCCUCAGGGGGAAAGUUCAGUUUAUCCAUCAACAUUUUAUUUUAAUCCCCAUACCCUUCCCCAGGGGGCUACUACCCCCACCUAGGCCGUUAUUGUAAAUAAGAGUCUGCUCUUAAUUAACCUGCCUAGUUAAAUAAAGGUUGUAAGUAAGUAACAUGAGAACUCAACUCCAGUAACUCACCACAGAGUAACUAGUCAACUGUGGAGAAACACACCCCAGUCAAACAGAGAGAGAGUGUGUGUAUGCUGUUACAAGAAUGGCUUGUUGUGUUUGAUCAGUGACUGAAUUUGGAGGUAAAAAGUGAACAUGGUAUGAAACACAUUCACUUUGGAUUUUCCAUAAAGCUAUCGUUUCAACAUUGGUUCAGCUCAGUUUUCACAACUGAGUUUCAAUGUGCAAACCUCUGACCAGCAUUGGCACUUUUCUUUCCUUUCUCUUCUUUUUUAAAUUUUCAUAUAGUUCUCCAUUUUAAUUUAAAUGUCAUUGCAGUUUUGUUUUUCGGUGUGGGUGUGGUAUUAAUAUUAUUAUUAUUCUUAUACAAAAGUUUAGUUUAAUUUCCUUUUCCAUUUCUGUGCUGGUGUUUUAAGCUCUAAUGAAUUCAAUGUGGAUUUUUUUUUUUUUUUUUUACAAUUGGAAUGACCUCUGCCCUAGUUUUCCUUUAGGGAAAUUAUUUGACCGAACACUCAGUCGAAAUUGGGUAAACAGCUUUUCUUUUUUUCAUCUUGUGGCUCAGUUCAACAUGUACGCUCAGUCACGUCUUGUUACUCCCAACAAAAUUGUUCAGGUUAGCAGAACUCAAGUGGUAUGGCGCUGAAGAAACCUGUGUAUGUGUGUGUGUGUUUGUGACAACGUGCGGCAGGGCGGUGCAGCUGGUGCCGCCAGCUGACGCUUCUGUCCUCCUGUCUGACAUUGUGGACAUGGUUACUGUAAAAUAGGAACAGUGUUUUUGGUAACUCUUAUUGUACUAUUUUUACUUUUGGUUUCUUUGUGUGUGUGGAAGUUGUUUUGCUAUCGUCUCUUGGUUUGUGAUGAAUAUUAUGUUGUACUCAUGCACAGGACUUUGAUCCAAAAUCUGCUGGCCCGCCUGUCUGUCUGUCUCUAUUAAAUUCACAUUAACACAGAGAAUGUUUACUGUGCAUAAUUUCAAAUACAGAGGGCAAAACUU